Photinus pyralis (common eastern firefly) is the source of this 2359-nucleotide messenger RNA. RefSeq names its product gastrula zinc finger protein XlCGF58.1-like. Gene Ontology annotation, molecular function: RNA polymerase II transcription regulatory region sequence-specific DNA binding; DNA-binding transcription factor activity, RNA polymerase II-specific. The coding region runs from base 69 to 2156 and encodes 695 amino acids. The transcript is spliced from 2 exons. NCBI's taxonomy places the organism in Eukaryota, Metazoa, Arthropoda, Insecta, Coleoptera, Lampyridae. Gene Ontology annotation, cellular component: nucleus. Gene Ontology annotation, biological process: regulation of transcription by RNA polymerase II. The record is from RefSeq and is a predicted model, not a curated record.
GAGAGUAGAUAGGUGUUCACCUGUCAUAUUUUAAAGAACGUGACGUGUAGAUUUUUAAUAUUUUAGAUAUGGAUAGAGAUAAUGACACAUUACUCAUUAAAAUUGAACCAAAACAAGAAGAAGAAAUCCAUUCUUUUCUUCAAGGACAGACUUCAGUAAACAAUGAAGUUUUGGUGAGGGUCAAGGACGAAAUUUUCAUUAGUACACCCUGUUCGAGAUCUCUUAAUAAUGAAGUACAGGAACGGUCUGAGUUUCCACGUCGCCUUUUAACUCAAUUGAAAACUGUGUCCAAGAAUUUAAAAUGUGCCACUUGCGAUUAUCGGACAAAUACGAAACAACGUUUCGAACGACAUCUUCUAAUACACAAAGUUGCUAAAGAUUUAAAAUGUGCCACUUGUGAUUAUGGCACAAAUAAUAAACAACACUUCGAACAACAUCUUCUAACACACAAAGCUUCUAAGGAUUUUAAAUGUGCUACUUGUGAUUACGGGACAAAUAAUAAACAACUCUUCGAACGGCAUCUUUUAAAACACAAAGUUACAAAAGAUUUUAAAUGUGCUGAUUGUGAUUACGAGACAAAUUAUAAAUCCUACUUUAGAAUACAUAUUUUGAAACAUAAAGUCUCUAAAGAUUUUAAAUGUGCUUCUUGUGAUUAUGCGACCAAUAAGAAACAACUCUUCCAACGACAUCUUCUAACACAUAAAGUUUUGAAAGAUUUCAAAUGUGCUACGUGCGAUUAUGGGACAAAUAAGAGACAGCUCUUCGAACGACAUCUUCUAAUACAUAAAGCUUCUAAAGAUUUUAAAUGUGCCGAUUGUGAUUAUGAAACAAAUUUUGAAAGAAACUUUAAACAGCAUCUUUUAACACAUAAAGUUUCUAAGGAUUUUAAAUGUGCUACUUGUGAUUAUGGGACAAAUAAUGAACACAACUUUAAACGACAUCUUUUAAAACAUAACAUUUCUAAGGAUUUUAAAUGUGCUGAUUGUGAUUAUGCGACAAAUUAUAAAAACAACUUUAAACAACAUCGUUUAAAACAUAACAUUUCUAAGGAUUUUCAGUGUGCUGAGUGUGAUUAUGGAACAAAUUAUAAAGGCUACUUUAAACAACAUCUUUUGAAACAUAAAGUUUCUAAAGAUUUUAAAUGUGCUUCUUGUGAUUAUGGGACCAAUAAGAAACAACUCUUCAAACAACAUGUCCUAUUACAUAAAGUUUCUAAAGAUUUUAAAUGUGCGACUUGUGAUUAUGGGACGAAUAAGAAAAAACUCCUCGAACGUCAUCUUCUAAAACACAAAGUUUCUAAAGAUUUUAAAUGUGCUCAUUGUGAUUAUGAGACAAACUAUAAAAAUUAUCUUAAACAACAUGUUUUGAAACAUAAAGUUUCUAAGGAUUUUAAAUGUGCUACCUGUCAUUAUGGGACAAAUAAGAAAGAAUUCUUCGAACGACAUCUUCUAAUACACAAAGUUGCUAAAGAUUUAAAAUGUGCUCAUUGUGAUUAUGAGACAAAUUAUAAAAGAAACUUUAAACAACAUCUUUUAACACAUAAAGUUGCUAAAGAUUAUAAAUGUGCUGCUUGUGAUUAUGGGACGAAUAAGAAACAUCUCUUCAAGCAACAUCUUUUAAUACAUCAAGUUUAUAAGGAAUUUAAAUGUGACAGUUGUGAUUAUGAGACAAAUUAUAGGCACCACUUCAAACUACAUCUUUUAACACAUAAAGUUUCUAAAGAUUUUAAAUGUGCUACGUGUGAUUAUGGGACAAACAAGAAACACCUCUUCAAACAACAUCUUUUAAUACAUAGGGUUUAUAAGGAUUUUAAAUGUGCCAAUUGUGAUUAUGAGACAAAUUAUAAGCAGCAAUUCCAACUACAUCUCUUAACACAUAAAGUUUCUCACGAUUUUAAAUGUGCUACCUGUGAUUAUGGGACAAAUAAGAAACACCUCUACAAACGACAUCUUCUAAUACAUAAAGUGACAAAGGAUUUUAAAUGUGCCGAUUGUGAUUAUGAGACACAUUAUAAAAACAGCUUAAAAAACCAUUUUCUCAUGCAUAAAGGUUCUAAAGAUUUUAAAUGUGCCAGUUGUGAUUAUGGGACAAAUAAGAAACGCCUCUUAAAACAACAUCUUUUAACACAUGUCAAUGGUAACAGGCAGGGCUCUUAGAAGGGGCCUGGCGACGAGGCAGGCUCCUUGAAUGAGGGGACAGCUCCGACAGGCUUUUAUGGGAGUGUAUCCGUUUUUUAAAAUUAAGUAGUAUAUAGAAUUGUACAAAUUUUUGGUGAAAUGAAGCGUGUAGAAUUAUUGUAAAUACAUCUCAAGUGUCAUUAUGUUAAAAAUAGCGCAUUUAAAUGUUAGUUCAUUAAUAG